UUAUCCAUAAAAUUUCCAUGAUCAUUACAGUCUCCAACUCCAACUUCCAUACCUGCUCCUUACUGUAUCUGUCUCACUGAUGGCGUCCUCUCUCUCAUCGCCGAGCUACUACCUGUCGACAUCACGGCCGUCAAAUAAACGGCCAUUUCUAUCUUCAACCUCCUUAUCGCCGGUGCUUCUCCGGAGAAAUUCUACGGCGGCAGUUUUUUCACCAGAAAACUUGAAAUCGAGCUUUUGGGGCGGCAAAUGUGGAAGGAAUUUGUAUAGGGAAGGUGCUAUUGUCAGAGCUGAAGAUAAGGCCAGAAAUUCAUCAUCUCCACCGCAGUUGAAGGAGUUGACACCUACAUCAGGAGAAUGUGAUCCAAUAUGUUCUGUUGAUGAAACAAGCUCCCAAGAUUUAGAAGCAAAUUACCAGCCCAAGACUGACUUGCUGAAAGCUCUUGCUAUUUUUGCAGUUGCUGUGGCAGGUGCAGUAGCCAUUAACCAUUCCUGGGUUGCUGCUAAUCAGGAUCUUUCUAUGGUUUUGCUAUUUGUAAUAGGAUACACCGGGAUAAUAUUUGAGGAAUCUCUGGCCUUCAAUAAAAGUGGAGUAGGUUUGCUCAUGGCAGUAAGCUUGUGGGCAGUACGUUGGAUAGGGGCUCCAUCUAACGAGGUAGCUAUGUCAGAGCUAGAGCAUGCCACUGCUGAAGUCAGUCAAAUUGUAUUCUUUCUGCUAGGAGCAAUGACAAUUGUCGAAAUAGUUGAUGCUCAUCAGGGAUUUAAGCUUGUAACUGAGAAUAUUACAACACGUAAACCACGCACUCUCUUAUGGGUGGUUGGUUUUGUAACCUUUUUCCUGAGUGCAAUUCUUGACAACCUGACAUCUACAAUAGUCAUGGUUUCUCUGUUGAGGAAACUAGUUCCCCCAUCUGAGUACCGCAAGAUUCUUGGGGCUGUUGUUGUCAUAGCUGCGAAUGCUGGAGGUGCAUGGACUCCCAUUGGCGAUGUCACAACUACUAUGCUCUGGAUUCAUGGUCAGAUAUCCACACUGCCAACCAUGAAGGCCUUGAUUAUACCUUCUGUUGUUUCUUUGGCUGUCCCAUUGGCCCUUAUGUCUCUUACAAGUGAAGUUAAUGGGAAGGGACUAGAAUCUUCCAGUGUCAUGGCAUCAGAGCAGAUGGCACCUCGAGGACAGCUUGUUUUUGCAGUGGGGAUUGGUGCUUUGGUGUUUGUCCCCGUGUUCAAAUCCCUUACUGGUCUUCCUCCGUAUAUGGGUAUGCUUUUAGGACUCGGUGUUCUCUGGUUAUUAACAGAUGCCAUUCACUAUGGUGAAUCUGAAAGACAGAAACUGAAAGUACCUCAAGCUUUAUCUCGAAUCGAUACUCAAGGCGCUCUUUUCUUCUUAGGGAUUCUAUUGUCUGUUGCCAGCUUGGAAGCAGCAGGAAUCCUGCGGGAGCUGGCAAAUUACCUUGAUGCUCAUAUACCAAAUAUUGAACUUAUUGCAAGUGCAAUAGGGGUAUUUUCAGCGAUUAUAGAUAAUGUUCCUCUUGUUGCAGCAACAAUGGGAAUGUAUGAUGUUACUUCUUUUCCGAAAGACUCUGAAUUCUGGCAGCUGGUUGCAUAUUGUGCUGGUACUGGUGGCUCCAUGUUAAUUAUUGGAUCUGCUGCCGGAGUUGCAUUUAUGGGCAUGGAAAAGGUUGAUUUCUUUUGGUACUUCAAGAAGGUGAGUGGUUUUGCAUUUGCUGGUUACGCUGCUGGAAUUGCAACUUACUUGGCUCUUCAUAAUCUUGAUAUCUCUCUGCCUACUCUGCCUACUACACUCGCUCAUAUUCCAUUCCUGUCUGGCUGAAUAUCUUUCUUAGAACUCGCACUAAAUACAGUCUGGAACCUCUAAAUGUUGAGAUUAGGGUUCAGAGUACUUGUGAAUAAUCAGACGGCAUGCCUAAGAAGCUCAUGUUGAUUUUGUUACCAGGCGCAAAUUUUACUUGAUGAAUGUUUUGUAAUCCUUUUCUUAAAAACAAAAGGGUGCCAAUGAAUGAGAAUUAUGGGAAGCUUCCCCAAUACAUCAAGAGAUUAGGUUCAUAGGAAACAAGUUUUAGCAUAUACAUUGCAAGUUUGUUAUUAUGUUUUGGAAACAAACGUCUAAACAAAAACAAUAAUACAUAUGUUUUGAGUUUGA
Spinacia oleracea (spinach) is the source of this 2158-nucleotide messenger RNA. Its product is annotated as sodium/proton antiporter 1. Gene Ontology annotation, biological process: sodium ion transport; transmembrane transport. Bases 80 to 1828 code for a protein of 582 amino acids. NCBI's taxonomy places the organism in Eukaryota, Viridiplantae, Streptophyta, Magnoliopsida, Caryophyllales, Amaranthaceae. Gene Ontology annotation, molecular function: antiporter activity. The record is from RefSeq and is a predicted model, not a curated record. The transcript is spliced from 10 exons. Gene Ontology annotation, cellular component: membrane.